AUGAAACCAUCAAAAGAAUCUGAAAGCCCUCUGAAGAUUCUGUCACUUUACCGCCACAAAAACGUCCGCCCAAAUGUGAUAGAUAUUUUUAUUCAUAUCUCACUUCCAACGUUCUCAAUUCACAUCAACGGAUAUUGUAUUGGUUUGCUUUGCUUUGGUUUUGGUGCCGUGAUGGAUGUGAUUAUGCUGAUCAGCUCGCCAAGCAUUUGCAGUUGUAAUGUUAGUACCUGGAAUGCAACUGGUCAUAAACCAAUUGAUAAUAAUUCAGGUGGGUCAAUUUACAAGUUUAGAACUUUGAAGUUUUUGGCAUGUGGGUCUCGGUUAAAAUGGAAGAAGAUUAGGAAAAACAAAGUGGAUGUAUGUGGGGUUCUUAUGAGAAAUUCAUAUGAAGUUGUUGUGGUAAAUGAAAAACCCAAAAAGGGUGUUUCUUCCGAUGAAGUUUUUGGAGUUUUGAAGUCAAUAUCUGACCCAACUGAAGCUUUCUCUUAUUUCAAAUCUGUGGCUGAGUUGCCUACUGUGGUUCACACCACAGAUACAUGUAAUUACAUGCUUGAGCUGUUGCGGGAAAAGAAAAGGCUGAAUGAUAUGGCCGUGGUGUUUGAUUUGAUGCAAAAGCAGAUCAUAUAUAGAAAUCUGGAUACCUAUUUGAUUAUAUUCAGGGGCCUUAACAUAAGGGGUGGAAUCCGGCUGGUGGCAUUUGCUCUUGAAAAAAUGCAGAAGGCAGGCUUUCAAUUGAAUGCCUACUCCUACAACGGGUUAAUACAUUUGGUUCUUCAAGCUGGAUUUUGGAGGGAAGCGUUGGAGGUUUAUAGAAGGAUGGUUAUGGAAGGGCUUAAGCCUAGUCUUAAAACAUACUCUGCACUGAUGGUGGCAUGUGGCAAGAGAAGAGAUACUGAAACCGUAAUGAGAUUGCUGGAAGAGAUGGAGAGUUUGGGAUUGAGGCCUAAUGUUUAUACUUUCACCAUUUGCAUCAGAGCUCUUGGUCGGGCGGGUAAAAUCGACGAGGCAUAUGUCAUUCUGCAGAGAAUGGAUGAGGAAGGUUGUGCUCCUGAUGUGGUUACAUACACUGUUCUUAUUGAUGCGCUUUGUGAUGCUGGAAAGCUUGGCGUGGCAAAAGAAGUUUUCUUAAAAAUGAGAUCCGGGAGCCAGAAACCCGAUCGUGUGACUUACAUCACUUUGCUGGAAAAAUUUACUGACCAUGCAGAUUUGGAAUCUGUUCAGGAAUAUUUCAACCAGAUGGUAGCUGAUGGUUACAAAGAAGAUGUUGUGAGUUUCACAAUACUUGUUGAUGUCUUGUGCAAAGUUGGAAAAAUUGAUGAAGCUUUUGCUACUUUAGAAGUUAUGAAAGAGAAAGGCAUAUCCCCUAAUCUUCAUACAUACAAUACUUUGAUUGGUGGGCUUCUGAGGGAAAAUCGACCUGAUGAGGCAUUUGAGCUAUUUCAUAGCUUGGAGGCAUUAGGUCUAGAGCAUACUGCAUAUACAUACAUUCUGUUUAUCGAUUACUAUGGAAAAUUAGGUCAGACUGACAAAGCUCUUGAAAUUUUUGAGAAGAUGAAGGCUCACGGAAUUGUUCCAGACACCGUUUCUUUUAAUGCAUCCCUUUAUGGCCUUGCACAAUCAGGUAGGCUUAAGGAGGCAAAAGAUAUUUUUGAUGGAAUGAAAAGAUGUGGACUUGUGCCUGAUUCUAUAACAUAUAACAUGAUGAUAAAGUGUUAUAGUCAUGCUGAAAAAGUAGAUGAAGCUAUUCAAUUGCUAGAUGAGAUGAUAGAAAGUGGCUGUGAUCUUGAUGUGAUGGUAGUGAAUUCCUUGCUUGACAUGCUUUACAAAGCUGAUCGUGCUGAUGAGGCAUGGAGAAUGUUUUCAAGAAUGAAGGGUAUGAGGCUUGUUCCUUCAGUAGUGACGUAUAAUACUUUGUUGGCUGGACUUCGGAAGGAAGGUAAAUACCAAGAGGCUUUUCAUUUGUUCAAAAGCAUGGCUGGAUGUGGAUGUCCUCCUAAUACAAUAACUUUCAACACGCUUUUGGAUUGUCUUUGCAAAAAUAAUGAGGUUGACUUAGCCGUGAAGAUGUUAUAUGAAAUGACAAGAAUGAACUGCUUCCCUGAUAUUAUUACGUACAACACUGUCCUUUCAGGGUUAACUAGAGAAAACAGGUUUAGGGAGGCAUUCUGGUUCUACAAUCAGAUGAGAAAAGUACUCUACCCGGAUUGUGUAACUCUGUGGGUUUUCCUUCCUGGUAUUGUGAAAGAUGGUUUAAUUGAGGAUGCUAUCCACAUUGUGAAGGAUUUUGCUCGUUAUGCUAGAAAAUCAUUGGUUAGAUCAUUUUGGCUGAAUAUGAUGGAAGGAGUUGCAAAUGAAGCAGAACUACCUUUGGCCAUGUCAUUUAUGGAAAGAUUACUAUCCGAUGAUCUUUGCAGAUAUGACUCAAUAAUGGUGCCAAUUAUAAAAGUUCUAUGCAGGCAGCAAAAAAUCCUUGAUGCUCACCAAUUGUUUCUUAAAGCCACCAAAUCAUUUGAGAUUCAACCAACACGGGAAACAUAUCAUGUUCUGAUUACCGGCCUUCUCGAAAUUCAUCACCAAGAGUUGGCUUGGGAGCUUUUCAUGGAUAUGAAAAAUGUUGGAUGUGCUCCUGAUGUUUCCACUUACAAUUUGUUGCUUGAUGAUCUUGGGAAGUCGGGAAUGGUCAACGAACUUUUCAAAUUGUAUGAAGAGAUGCGUCAUAAAGGAUGUAUUCCUGGCACCAUUACUCAUAACAUAGUCAUCUCUGGUAUUGUAAAAUCAGGUGAUGUAGAGAAGGCCAUGGAUUUCUACUACAAUCUACUGAGUGCAGGUUUUUCCCCUACUCCUUGUACAUACGGUCCUCUUCUAGAUGGUCUUCUGAAGUCCGGAAAGAUGGAUGAAGCAAAGAACUUGUUUGAUGAAAUGACUCAAUAUGCAUGUCGACCUAAUUCUGCUAUAUAUAACAUUCUUAUUAAUGGAUUUGGGAAAGCCGGUGAUGUAAAAAAUGCAUGUGCCUUCUUUGAUAGGAUGCUCAAUGAGGGGAUACGACCUGACUUGAAAUCUUACACCAUUCUUGUGGAUUGCCUCUGUCUUUCUGGGAAGGUGGAGCAGGCGUUGCACUAUUUUGAAGAGCUUAAGUUAACUGGCCUUGAUCCUGAUCUAGUCUCCUACAACCUUAUGAUAAAUGGGCUUGGCAGAUCAGGAAAAAAUCAUGAAGCUUUGACUCUUCUAAGCGAGAUGCGCAGCCGGGGUCUUUCUCCAAACUUGUAUACAUACAAUACCCUAAUUCUUAAUCUUGGAGUUGCUGGCUUGAUAAAAGAAGCAGAAAAGAUGUAUGAAGAGCUCGUGGCCAUGGGUCUUGAACCAGAUGUUUUUACUUAUAAUGCUCUCAUCAGGGGGUACACAAUUUCCGGAAAUACUGACCGUGCAUAUGAAAUCUUCGAGAAGAUGAUGGUUGGAGGAUGUGUACCUAAUGGCGGAACUUUUGCUCAACUACCUAACUAG
Messenger RNA from Oldenlandia corymbosa var. corymbosa, 3501 nucleotides. NCBI's taxonomy places the organism in Eukaryota, Viridiplantae, Streptophyta, Magnoliopsida, Gentianales, Rubiaceae. The record is from the annotation of a GenBank genome assembly.